GUGGAUUUCCUGCAGAAAGCCAACAUGAAGCUGCUGCUGCUGGCUGUGCUUCUCUCCAUCUCUGCUGACUGGAGAGCUUUCGGGGGUUCUCAUCCCAAACCGGCUUGUCGUUAUCCUCCGUCUCAGUGGUGUCGCUCACUGGAAAUCGCGAUUGAAUGUAAAGUGCAGAAACAGUGCAUGGAGUUGCGUGCCAUCAGGGCCAACGAGACUGUUCCUCCAGUGUCCAUCACCCUGUACUAUGAGACUCUGUGUCCAGACUGCAGAGUCUUCAUCGCCCAGCAGCUGUUCCCCACUUGGUUGAUGCUGCAGGACAUCAUGUCUGUUACACUGGUGCCUUAUGGGAAUGCCAAGGAGGUCCCAUCAGCAAAUUCUCCCUUCACGUGUCAGCAUGGAGAACCUGAAUGCAGGGGAAACAUGAUUGAGGCCUGCAUCAUCCAUUUUACGGGAAACUCUCUUGCGUUUCACAUCAUCUACUGCAUGGAGUCGUCUGUAGACGUUCUUGGUGCCGCACAGCCUUGUCUCCAGCUGUACGCCCCCUCUGUGUCCUGGUCCAGCGUCGACGCCUGUGUGAAGGGAGACUUGGGCUACCGUCUGAUGCAAGCCAACGCUGCUAUGACAAGAGCCCUCAACCCCGCUCACACACACGUCCCUUGGGUCACCUUUAAUGGGGAAUACACAGAAGAGAAUGAAGACAAGGCGUCGUCGUCCCUUUUCCACCUGGUGUGUGAGCUCUACAAGGGGGUGAAGCCUCCAGCCUGCAAUGGAGCGCCAGUCAAACUGAGCAGAGGCCUUUGCAAAAUGCAAUGAAAUAUUAUUGUGCCUCGCAUGGAAAUGACUAAAUCAAAUUAUACUAAUGUUUACAGACUGUUACAAAACAACUCAUUCACUAUUGAUUUUUAUAUAUGAGACUAUAAUAAACUUUGUUUGAC
Molecule: messenger RNA, 929 nt
Organism: Cololabis saira (Pacific saury)
Lineage: Eukaryota; Metazoa; Chordata; Actinopteri; Beloniformes; Belonidae
Product: gamma-interferon-inducible lysosomal thiol reductase-like
Exons: 7
Coding region: 25-807 (260 amino acids)
Cellular component (GO): lysosome
Molecular function (GO): oxidoreductase activity, acting on a sulfur group of donors, disulfide as acceptor
Source: RefSeq, a predicted model, not a curated record